This is a messenger RNA of Eurytemora carolleeae, 315 nucleotides long. RefSeq names its product ovochymase-2. The coding region runs from base 1 to 315 and encodes 104 amino acids. Gene Ontology annotation, molecular function: serine-type endopeptidase activity. Lineage: Eukaryota; Metazoa; Arthropoda; Copepoda; Calanoida; Temoridae. Gene Ontology annotation, biological process: proteolysis. The transcript is spliced from 4 exons. The record is from RefSeq and is a predicted model, not a curated record.
AUGACAACCAACUGUACAGGUCACUGGUGUGGGGGUACUCUAGUGGACCAAGACUGGGUGAUAACUGCUGCACACUGUGUACAGAAUAAAAUAGUUGAUGUUCUGGGAGGAGGAAUAUGGAACGUGGUUCUUGGUGAAUAUGACAGAAAGAAGAUCGAAGGAAAAGAGAUAAGAAUGGUGAUAGAUGAUAUAAUUAUCCAUCCAAACUUUACCGAAUAUCAACAUGACCUAGCCAUGCUUCGUCUUCCGUUUAGUGUGAAAACCUUGAAUCCAAUAUGUCUCCCAGAACCUGAACACGUGACAGGACUCAUGUAA